AGUUCGAAGCAUGAGGCACGCACAAAAACCUAUUUUAAAAUCCAGUCCGACAAGAGUCGAAAGAGCUAAGAGAUAUCUGAUUAUUGCGGGAAUACCAAAACGCCGGUGGCGCCUGAAAGUUCCCGUGGCCUUGUGUUUCUUUUUCUUUUGGUGCGAUUCUUUGUCGAGCCGUCAAUUUCUCAGUACUCUCUCUCUCUCUCUCUCUCUCUUUCGCGAAAUUUCUAACGAGUUUGAGGUCGAGUGUGGAUUUUUUCUACAGCUUGAACGAUUGUGUGAUAAAGUUAGUAAUGAUGCAGCGUGAGCAAAGACCAAUAAUUUGUGUAGUGUAUUAGAUAAAGUACUUGGUAAAAUUAACGUAAGCUAUAGGCAAGAACACUGCAUUAAGUAUAAGCGUUAAUUACCAUACAUUUAUCAUCUAAUCUUAUAUGAUUUAAAUAACGAGUUAAAGUUAAACUUAAUGCUCGAAUUAAUUAUUUUUUGUGAACAUUUACCAUAAACUGCCUAGAAUUAUUGAAACAAUGGCUAAUUCUGAACAUGAAUCGGAUCACAAGGAGAUAAGGAAAUCAUCAGGGUGGAGAAGGUUUACGACUGCAGAAAAACUGCUAUUAGUUGUGGUCGUAUGCGGCUUUGUAGCUUGUGUUACUCUUCUUAUUGGCCUCGGAAUAUUGGUUAGCCAUCACACAAGUUGCAACAAAACUACUUCUGAUAAUUUAAAAAAGAGAGAGAUUUCAGUUGCUCCCAUCGCAGUAAAACCAGAUGAUGCGUUAACUCAGGACAAUAACACAAGAAACCAGAAUGCGUGCCAUGAAUUCUGUUCAUCUUUGAGCUGCCAAAAUGAAGCAUCUUUUUUCAUUAAUAAUAUUGAUCAAAAUAUUGAUCCCUGUGAGGAUUUCUAUCAGUUUGCAUGCGGAAAUUUUAUAAAAAAUGCAAUCAUCCCUGAUGAUGAAAACAAAAUUGAUAUGAUGAGUAUUACUCAAAAAAAGGUAUUGUCCGAAUUAGUUGAUGAAAUAAAGAAAGAAAUACAACCUAAUGAAAUAAGUGCUUUUAAAAAAUUGAAAAUUUACUAUCACAAUUGCAUGAAUAAAUCUCGAAUUCAAGAAGAGGGUACAUACACAUUGUUACGUAUAUUAGAUGAACUUGGUGAUUGGCCAGUCUUACUAGGUGAAAGCUGGACAGACAAUAAUUAUAAUUGGCCUGAAAUAGUUUUUAGAAUUAAAGAUCAUGGUUAUCCCGUUCUGUUUCCGGUUACAUUUUAUGUUGGAAUUGAUCCAAAAAAUACUACUAAAAAUAUUUUAAAAAUUUUAGGUGCUACUACCAGAGUAAGUCCAACGUAUUUAUUAGAUGGUCCGUCCGGUAAGAUCCCGAAUGCUUACUAUGAUUACAUGGUUGAUAUUGCAGUAAUGCUAGGCGCAGACAAAGAUUUUGCAACUAAAGAUAUGCAAAAGUGUCUUGAUUUUGAAGUUGAACUUUUUAAUAUACAAAGCUCUUUAGAAAUACUAAUGAAUAUAACGGCAACUCAUAACCCAAUCACCAUUAUAGGGCUGUCAGAAAAAUAUCCUAGUAUCCCAUGGUUGGAACUUAUCAGCGAGGUUCUAAAUCUGAGCAACGUGUCAGUUGAUGAGAAUGAGGUCGUAAUUGUCAAUGACCUCAACUUUUUCUCCAAAAUAGAAAAACUUAUCGCUCGAACCCCUAAACGAGUGAUUGCAAACUAUCUGAUAUGGCAGGUAGUCUAUGACUCCAUAGACUAUUUGCCGGAUGCCUUUCUUGAUAGAAAAUUGAUGUUCUCAAGAGUCGUCCGUGGGGUCAAGGAGCGCAAACAUAGAUCCUACUCCUGUAUUCAAGAUGUUAUGGAAGGUUUUUCUAUCAGUCUCAGCGCACUGUAUGUGCGUAGGUAUUUCAACAAGGAGAUCCAAGAGAAUGUGCUGGCACUGGUGCAGAAUGUAAAAAAUCAAUUCAGGAAGAUGUUAGAGGAGGUUGAUUGGAUGGAUAAUGACACUAAAGAAACUGCACUUGAUAAAAUUGACGCAAUGGAUGUAUUUGUGGGAUACUCUGACGAACUUUUUGAUGAUCUAAAAAUUGACAAGUAUUAUGAGGAUCUUGACAUCAAUUAUGGGAGUUAUUUGAAAAGUGCCUUUAAUAUUUCAUUAUUUUUUACAAAACAAUAUUAUGCAAGUUUGAGGGGUCCUGUAAACAAGAAAGACUGGAAAGAUAAUAAAAACGCAGCUAUAAUAAAUGCAUAUUAUUAUUUACAGAAGAACACUUUCGAGAUACCAGCUGGCUUUUUGAGAGGAUCUUUCUAUCGCUAUGAUAGGCCGAAAUAUUUGAAUUACGGCGCGAUUGGCUCCAUAAUCGGCCAUGAGAUCACACAUGGCUUUGACAGUGAAGGACGGAAAAGUGAUAAAAAUGGUAACCAAAUUGACUGGUGGCAAGCGAGUACCAAGAUUAAAUAUCUGGAGAAAGCAAAUUGUUUUGUACAACAGUAUAACAAUUACACUGUUAAAGAAACAAGUCUCAAAAUAAACGGCGAGCGUACACAAAGCGAGAAUAUUGCAGACAAUGGUGGCUUCAAGGCUGCUUACUAUGCGUACAACGCAUGGAUAAAUCACACAGCUGUCUUCGAGCCCUGCUUGCCUGGACUAAAUUACACAGCGCAACAAAUGUUUUGGAUUAGCGCAGCCAAUAACUGGUGCCGUAAGCAGAAUCCCGAGAAGAUUAGGGAUGCAAUCGCUCGAGACUGGCAUAGUCCACCAGUGGCCCGGAUCAACGUGCCAUUCUCUAAUAUUCACGAGUUUGCAGAGGACUUUAUGUGUCCAAUUGGCACAAAUAUGAAUCCUGAGAAGAAAUGUAUUAUCUGGUAGACUGUACAAAAUUUUAAAAGUUAAUAAAAUCAAAUUCGUUAAAUA
Molecule: messenger RNA, 2903 nt
Organism: Nasonia vitripennis (jewel wasp)
Lineage: Eukaryota; Metazoa; Arthropoda; Insecta; Hymenoptera; Pteromalidae
Product: neprilysin-2
Exons: 11
Coding region: 519-2858 (779 amino acids)
Biological process (GO): protein processing
Cellular component (GO): plasma membrane
Molecular function (GO): metalloendopeptidase activity
Source: RefSeq, a predicted model, not a curated record